AUGGCGUUUCUCUUUAAAUCGAAGAAAAAUCAACAUGGGGCUCCACUGCCUCCUGGAGCACGAAAUGUCCACAAUACCGAAGGUGCUCCAGCCGGAGUCGCUGUUCCUACAAACGGUGUCAAGCCAGAAGGAGCGAUCUCUCAAACGCCUACUCCAAGUAGCAGCUAUAACAAUUCCUUACAUUCCGCGGCCAGCCCGACUAGUCCGGAAUCUACUAGGUUGCGAAAGAGAGCGGAAUCGGAGUCUCAGGUUUUUCGUCCGCAGCAGACAUCACAGCAGUCGCAACAAGCGCCUCAGCAACCCCCGAAUGGUGUACCAUCACCAAAUUCAAAUUCGUCACUCUACCCAUGGUCGCAACGCAAACUAGGCUUUUCCUCGACAGAAACCAAUCCUUUCCCCCGAUAUGGCGCCGCAGUCAAUUCCAUGGCAUCUAAAGAGGGUGAUAUAUACCUGAUGGGUGGCUUGAUUGAUGGUUCAACCGUCAAAGGUGACCUGUGGAUGAUCGAAAGCGGCGCAGGUAACCUGUCCUGUUUGCAGGUCAACACGGUUUCCGAUGGUCCAGGUCCUCGCGUGGGUCAUGCAAGUUUGCUGGUCGGCAAUGCGUUCAUUGUGUUCGGCGGUGACACAAAGAUUAAUGAGAAUGAUGCUCUAGAUGAGACGUUAUAUCUCUUGAACACAUCUUCCCGGCAAUGGUCUCGCGCUAUCCCACCGGGCCCUCGCCCAUCUGGCCGAUACGGACACACAUUAAACAUACUUGGCUCGAAACUCUACGUGUUUGGAGGUCAAGUGGACGGGUUUUUCUUCAAUGAUUUGAUUGCAUUUGACUUGAACCAACUCCAGAAUCCUGCUAACAAAUGGGAGUUGUUGAUACAGAACAGCCACGAAGGCGGUCCUCCGGAAGGUCAAAUCCCACCAGCGAGAACUAAUCACACAAUCGUGGGCUACAACGACAAACUGUUCUUGUUUGGAGGAACCAACGGUGUGCGGUGGUUCAACGAUGUCUGGUGUUUUGAUCCUCGUCUCAAUACAUGGUCUGAAAUUGACUGUGUUGGUUUCAUCCCGACCCCCAGAGAGGGCCACGCAUCCGCUUUAGUGAAUGAUGUCAUGUAUGUCUUUGGAGGUCGCACCGAUGAAGGACAGGAUCUGGGCGACUUGUCUGCCUUUCGUAUCUCCACUCGACGUUGGUAUUCGUUCCAGAACAUGGGCCCGGCGCCCUCUCCACGUUCUGGCCACAGCAUGACGGCAUUUGGCAAACAAAUCAUCGUGAUGGCAGGUGAGCCAAGCUCAGCACCAAGAGAUGCCGCCGAACUCAGCAUGGCCUACAUUCUGGACACUUCCAAGAUAAGGUAUCCUAACGAAACUCAAUCUGGGGAACGUGGUGCCAUUCUUGGUGGCCGCAAAACCAGUGUUGAGAAACAUGGACCUGUUUCUGGCCGCACAUCACGAGAGACCCAUAGCGCAACUCCCGACCAAUAUCUACGCCGAGGUCCCACCCCAUCACGAGAAAGUUUAAUCCAGUCGGCAGUCGGCAGACCUGGAGAGUAUGGGCCCAAUCCUAAUCUUGGACCAGGUUCUCGUCUCCCACGAGCCUCAAUUGCUCAAGCGCCUGCUGGGCCCCCUCCUCCGGGGCAGGCUCCAUCGCCGGGUCCUCGGGCCAAUGGGCCUCAGACCGGCAGCAUGAAUUCACGCAGCAAAACACCCACCAAAAUUGAUCGUGGAUAUACAGGUACUGUGGACGUUCGCGCAGCAAACUCGGAUGAACCACCCAUGGCCAAGGACCCGCAGGAUUCUCAAAUUACUAACGGCCAACGAACUCCCCCACCUCAGAGAAUGUCGGCUAAAGCUAUGGAAGCUGGGGAGGCUGCUCCCUUGAUUACCACCCCUUCCCGUCAGCGUUCGGGACGUUCGAAUAGGCAGCGUGGCUCAAUGGAUAGUACAGAGGAGUCUAUCCUUGGCCGCCAAACUAGCAUCGACGGUUCAAACUACCGUAAUUCUAGGAUUCUAGCGAAUGAGCCACAGUCACCCAAAUUGACCCCUCAUCAGGAGGCUUUGAUCAAAGAGUUGGAGGCUUUAAAGGCUCGAAAUGCCUGGUUUGGGUCCGAAUUGUCGCUCGCAAAGAAAGCCGGUUAUGUUCCCAACGUCUCAAGCAGCCCUGUUCUAGGAGAGCGUACAAACGAAAUCCUUCACGAUGAUGAUCGCCCCCUUGUUGAGGCAUUCCUUGCCAUGAGGGCAGAGCUCGCCAAGAUGCAAGCUACGGUUGACCGCCAAGCCGCCAUUGCUUCCAAGCGCAUUGCCGAGGUUGAGCAUCAGCGAGAUGUGGCUGUCAGUGAAGCCGCAUACUCUCGUGCAAAGCUGGCAGCCCACGGUGGUAGCCAACGAGGCACACCACAGCCGGAAGGCUCUCGCGAUCUUGAGGAUAGCGCCGGGGAACGUCCCACUGAUAUGGGACGUCGCCUGGCGUUGGCCUUGGCAUCCCAGUCAGAAUACAAGGCCAAGCUGGAUGUUUUGACGGUUGAACUCCAACAGGAAAAACAAAACAGGGAGUUGGCCGAGGACACAAACGAAGCUACCCGCAAACGCUUGGCAGAGCUCGAAAUGCAAAACAAUGCCUUGGAGGCUGACAAUCUACGUGCUGAACUUCAUCGCGCAGAAUCUUCUGCAAGAGAAGAGGCUUUGCUGCGUGCUGAAGCCGAGGCUUCCUUGCAGCAACUCCUUCUUGACAAAGAGGAGCUUUUGUUGCAUGUCAAAGAAUCUUCUUCACGCCUGAAGGAUUAUGGUUCCAACUUUGGCAACUUCCACGAAGCUGUCAAUGCUUCCGAAGCAAAAACCGCUCUAAUCGAGAAGAAAUUGGAAGAGGAGCGUGAGCGUCGCGAAGGGCUGGAGCGAAAGUUGUUACAACUCCGAUCACAGCAUGAGGAGCAGACCACUGAGUUAGCUAACAUUACACGUCGUUUACGGGACGCGGAAGAGCUAGCGGAGAGCCAUGCCAAAGAGGCUGAAACUCAUAGGUUGGCUUUCAUUUCAGGACUCGAUCGCGCUAGAUCAGCCGAUUUGGAUUCACCCGUCCGAUCCCAUGCUGACAAACGAGUGGCCGCUUUGCAAGCUCAAAUUGAACGAUCUACUACCCUGUCCAAGGCUAACCAAGCUGCAGCUGAUGCAGCAUCAGACAAGCUACGACGCGCCGAGGAACGAAUUGCGGGCUUGGAAGCCUACCAAGAGCAGGCAAGCCGAGAAGGUCUGCAGCUUCGUAGACAGCUUCAGAUCGCCACGAAGGAUACCCAGGUGGCUCACACAGCAAGUAGAGAUCUCCAGUCUCAGCUAGAAAUCCAUAAGCGCGAUGCUAGCGCCUUGACCAUUCAGCAUUCUGCUCUGAAGGAUCUUCUCAGCGAGCGCGGCUUGAACAUCGAUAGUCGACGUUCUCCCCAUCUUGAGUCCCCGGGCUCGAGAUUUGGAACGCCCGAGCAGACCCGCCUGCGCGAACUCGAGCAGCAACUGUCGGCCAGCAUCAGGACCCACGAUGAUCUGAAGUCCACCUUUGAGUUCCGUGAGCAGGAAGCUGAUCGUGCUUUCCGAGAGAAGCUGGAACAACUCGAGAACGAUUAUCAAUCUGCCGUACACUAUGUCAAGGGCACUGAAAAGAUGCUCCAGCGCAUGAAGGACGAGCUGGGCCGUUACAAGGCUCAGAAUGCCAAGAUACAAUCUGAGUUGGACGUCGCUCUUAAGAGCGCAGAGAGUACUGAUGGUCAGAAAGAGGAUUCAUCUGCAUGGGAGACUGAACGAUCUCGACUUGAAAAGUCGAUCUCCGACCUCGAGCAGCACACAUCAUCGUCGAUUGAGAACCUUGAGAACCAAAUCAAGGAGCUAAAGGAGUCACUCGCCGUUGCUGAGACCGAGAAGGCGAAGGCCCAUUCUGAACAUGAGCAGAUCAAGCAAGACCUUCUUGCCGCUGCCGAGAGAAGCCAUACUGAGCUAGAGGCACUGCAGCUCGAAAAUGGUCACCUUGAGACUCGUGCCUCAGAUGCUGAGGAAAAAGUUAACAUGCUUUUGCAGCAGGUGGAGACAUCGGUGGGUCAAUACCGCCGCCAGUCUCAACAUGGCCAUCAGGGUCUGAAUGGUAUUGCACGAACGCACAGCAAUGCCUCCAGCAACACCAUCCAGGGCCGGGCACGAACCGAUAGCAAUGUUUCCCAAGAGUCCUCCGCAUACCCCGACAAUCGUGGUUCUAUGGCUCUUGACUCACUCGCAAAUGAGUUAGAGGCUCUACGUACCCACUGGGAGAGCACCAACCGUAACUAUCGCCUGAGCAGCCAGUUGGACAUGGACCGCACCCCAACCAGGGAUACCAACGAUGGACCUGCCAUGAUGACUGGUAGCCUAGCAGAGUGGCGUCGGAGAUUGGACGAGGAAGAACGAGUCGUUCAGUCUAAACACGUGAGUACUGACAGUGGUCAGACUUCUAAUGUGAUCUGA
Penicillium taxi is the source of this 4470-nucleotide messenger RNA. Its product is annotated as putative cell polarity protein (Tea1). The record is from RefSeq and is a predicted model, not a curated record. Lineage: Eukaryota; Fungi; Ascomycota; Eurotiomycetes; Eurotiales; Aspergillaceae. The transcript is spliced from 3 exons. Gene Ontology annotation, molecular function: protein binding. Gene Ontology annotation, biological process: regulation of cell shape. Bases 1 to 4470 code for a protein of 1489 amino acids.